Messenger RNA from Prunus dulcis (almond), 2568 nucleotides. Its product is annotated as putative disease resistance protein RGA3. Gene Ontology annotation, molecular function: protein binding; ADP binding. Gene Ontology annotation, biological process: defense response to other organism. The record is from RefSeq and is a predicted model, not a curated record. Lineage: Eukaryota; Viridiplantae; Streptophyta; Magnoliopsida; Rosales; Rosaceae. Bases 1 to 2568 code for a protein of 855 amino acids. The transcript is spliced from 2 exons.
AUGGCAGAAGGAGUACUCUUCAACGUUGCAGAAGGGAUCAUUGGAAGGUUAGGCUCCCUUGUUUUCCAAGAGAUUGCAUUGCUUUGGGGUGUCAAAGAUGACCUCCAAAAGCUGAAGGAGAAAGUUGCACAACUCCAAGCUGUUCUUCUUGAUGCUGAGCAAAAACAAGCCAAUAAUAAUGAAGUCAAAGUGUGGCUCCAAAGCGUAGAAGAUGCAGUUUAUGAAGCUGAUGACGUGGUCGAUGAGUUUUAUACUGAAGCUCAGUGGAGACAAAUGGUGCCCGGAAAUAAUAAAGUGUCAAAGCAGGUACGCAACUUCUUCUCUAGCUCAAACCAGCUUGUUUUUGGGCUGAAAAUUGGUCAUAUGAUAAAAGAUCUUGACAAGAGACUUCAUGAGAUUACCUCGAAUAGAACAUUUGGUCAAUUACCAGUGAACCACGAAGAUGCACGAUUUGUAAUAAGAGAGAGGGUCAACCACUCAUUUGUCCGCGAGGAUAAUAUAAUAGGGAGAGAUGAAGAUAAAAGAGCAAUUAUUCAACUUUUGUUGGAUUUGGAUCCCAUCCCUACAAAGAAUGUCUCAUCGAUUUCCAUAGUUGGAUUUGGAGGAUUGGGAAAAACUACACUUGCUCAACUAGUUUUAAACGAUGAGAUGGUUGAGAAGCAUUUUGAGCUGAAAAUGUGGAUAUGUGUGUCAAAUGUAUUUGAGUUGGAUAUAAUUGUUAAGAAAAUCAUUCACUCUGCAACUAAUGACAUAGCCAAAAGCCUUGAGAUUGAUCAGUUGCAAAAAGAACUGAGGAAAAUAAUAGAUGGGAAGAGAUACCUCCUUGUGUUGGACGAUGUGUGGAAUGAUAAUCGUGAAAAAUGGUUUGGCUUGCAAAACUUGUUGAUGGGCGGUGGUAAAGGUAGUAAAAUACUAAUAACUACUCGAAGUGAAAAAGUUGCAAAAAUAACAGACACAUCUAAACCAUAUAACUUAAGGGGUUUAAGUGAAGAGCAGUCUUGGUAUUUGUUUAAGAAAAUGGCAUUCCAAGAAGGAAAAGAGCCAGAGAGUUCAACCAUUAAGGCGAUUGGGGAGGAGAUUGCUAGAAAAUGUCAGGGGGUUCCUCUUGCUAUAAGGACCAUAGGACGGAUGUUGUACACUAGAGAUCCAGAAACUGAGUGGUUGGCUUUCAAGAAUAACAAGCUUUCAACAAUAAGGCAAGAAGAAAAUGAUAUUUUACCAACACUUCAGCUGAGUUAUGAUGUUCUCCCAUCACAUUUGAAACAUUGUUUUGCUUAUUGUAGUUUGUCCCCGCCUGAUUAUGAGAUUCCCGUAGAGAAUUUAAUUAGGUUGUGGGUGGCACAAGGGUUCGUUAAGUCUUCAAAUCCUAAUGAGUGCUUGGAAGAUGUUGGUUAUGAAUAUUAUAACGAACUAGUUUGGAGAUCUUUUUUCCAAGAAGUAAAAGAUGAGUUUGGUAUAAUUAAAAGCUGUAAAAUGCAUGAUCUCAUGAAUGAACUUGCUGUUAAAGUGGCAGGGGAGGGAAGCAGAAUAAUAGAUGUCAAUCAGACUGAUUUUGAUGCAAAACGUCUUCUUCAUGUAUCUUUCAAUUUUGAAGUUGAUUUGUUGAAAUGGAAAUUACCAACAUCCUUGCUGGAAUCAAAUAAUAAGCUAAGGACUUUUCUUUUCCUAGGCCAAAAGGAGUGGGGGAUGUCAUUCCGUACGUCAUUUUGUGCUACAAUUGCUUCAAAUUUUAAGUCAUUGCGUAUGUUGAGUUUGAAUGGAUUGGACAUUACAAAAUUGCCAAAAUGUCUUAGGAAAAUGAUACAUUUAAGAUAUCUUGAUCUUAGUGAUAACAAAGAAAUGGAGAGACUUCCCAAUUGGAUAGUCAAACUUCAAAAUUUGGAAACACUAGAUCUCUCAAGAUGUGAGUCUCUUGUGGAAUUGCCUAGAGAUAUCAAGAAAUUGAUCAACUUAAGACAUCUCAUUUUGAAAAGAUGUUAUAAAUUGGCUCGGAUUCCUCGUGGAUUAGGUGAAUUGAGUAGUAUUUGUACUUUGAGUAGAUUUGUUUUGAGUGAAAAAAAAUUCAUGUUGAGGGACUGUGCAGGGCUAAGUGAGUUGGGGAAGCUGAAUGAUUUAAGAGGAGAGUUGGAGAUCAUAAAUUUGAGGUACAAGAAAGAUAUGGUGUCAGAAUUGAAUUAUGAUGGUGCAGUUUUGAAGGAGAAACGACAUCUCUAUUCAUUGACUUUACAUUGGAUGCACAUCGAGAGUGAAAAUAGUGAUGUGGUUGAGGAGGAGAGUGAUGUAAUUAUUAAGUCAACGGAAGCGCUGCAGCCCCAUUCAUGUCUAAAAGAGUUAACCCUGAAGGACUAUAUGGGUGCGGGGUUUGCGAGUUGGUUUCAUUCUCUCCCAAAUAUUGUUAAUCUCACUAUUUGGCAUUGCCCGAAAUUGGCGUCACUACCAGAAGGGAUGGGCAACCUCAAAUCACUUCAGUUUCUUUUGAUACGGGAUUGCCCUAAUUUUGUUAAACGUAAUACAUUUGUAUCAGUUGUUAAAGUAGAGUUGUGUCUCUUGAUGAAAAGUUAUGUUUAG